Molecule: messenger RNA, 1515 nt
Organism: Candoia aspera
Lineage: Eukaryota; Metazoa; Chordata; Lepidosauria; Squamata; Candoiidae
Gene: MEIOB
Product: meiosis specific with OB-fold
Exons: 13
Coding region: 6-1418 (470 amino acids)
Biological process (GO): resolution of meiotic recombination intermediates
Molecular function (GO): single-stranded DNA binding; single-stranded DNA 3'-5' DNA exonuclease activity
Source: RefSeq, a predicted model, not a curated record
AAAGAAUGGCGUGUUCCAUUUCAUCACAAAAUAUUGUAGCCAUUUCAGAUCUGCACCCAAACCUUGCUCAUCCUAGUAUAAUUGGUGUGGUGAUUGGGAAAACAGAUGCCAAAGGCUUUCCAGACAGAAAAAAUAUUGGAUCAGAAAGAUAUACUUUUUGUUUUACUGUUCGUGAUUCCCCAUCAUGGUUCAUAAAUGUAAAUUCCUGGGGAAAAGAGGACUAUAUUAAAUCACUUUCAGAAAGCUUUAAAGUUGGUGAUUGUGUUGUAAUUGAAAAUCCUUUAGUGCAGACAAAAGAGGUGGAAAAAGAAGAAAAAUUCAACCCUACAACACCAAGCAGCUACAAAUUAUUGCUCAGUGAGAAUCAUUCUGCAGUCAGAAUCUAUGAAGUAGACACCAGACUGCUGUCUCUGUUGCAUCUACCUGUCAAGAACCCUCAAGAUUUUUACUCACUGGGGGAUAUUGUGGCCAAUGGACAAAGCCUGGAUGGAAAAAUAAUUAAUAUUCUUGCUGCUAUUAAAUUAGUUGGUGAACCAAAAUAUUUUGCUACUUCAGACAGGCGGAAAGGCCACAGAUGUGAAGUAAGGCUGUAUGAUGAUAGUGAGUCUUCCUUUGCAAUGAUAUGCUGGGACCAUGAAUCUAUUCAGCUUGCACAGAGCUGGGUACCCCAAGAAACAGUAAUAUUUGCAUCUGAUGUAAGAAUAAAUUUUGACAAAUUUAGAAACUGUAUGAUUGCAACUGUAAUCUCAAGGACCAUCAUUACUAUUAAUCCUGAUACAGCAGAAGCAAAUAUUUUAUUCAACUUUAUAAGACAAAGUCCAGAAAUAUUAGACUUGGAUGAUGAAAUGAGAGAUCAGUUCAAGGAGUCCAUAAAUUUGCAGACAAUAGCUGACAUUUAUACUGUGGAACAAUUAAAGAUGAAAGCUUUGCAAAAUGAUGGAAAACCAGAACCAUUUUAUGGCAUUAUUUUUGCCUACAUUUCUACAUUGAAUAUUGAUAAUGAAGCAAGUAAAGUAAUACGGAACAGAUGUGUCAAGUGCCACUAUGUUGUCAAUGAAAAGACAAAUACAUGUUCUUUCUGUAGCAGCACUAACUCCUUAGAUGCUGAUGCUGUGCCAGUGUUUGCCAGCUUUGAUUUACUAGUUGAUCUAACUGACCACACAGGCACUCUUCACUUCUGCACUCUCUCAGAUAUAAUAGCUGAAGAAACUUUAGGUUACACGGUCCAAGAAUUUCAAGCUCUGACAGAAGCACAAAAGACAGCAUUAAAAUGGCAACUUCUUCUAGAAAGAAGCAAAAUUUAUUUUAAAGUUAUUCUUUCUACCACAGCACGAACUGGGCUGAGAGUGAAACUACUUUCUUGCAAGCUAGCAGAUCCAAUGGAGGCUUGUCAAAACCUGCCUGGAAAAGGAAAAUAACUACAUUGUGCAUCUUCAAAACAACUGGAAUUCUCAUUUUAUCAUAGCAUGGUGAAAUGCCAUCUUUGGAGGUGGGUGCACACUCAGUGCAAAGGCC